UGUCAUGUCAUACUAAUUUUAUCGGUGUUUUUGUUGAAAAUAUUAAACAUAAGUUCUAGUGCUAUGUCUUAAUUUCAAUGGAUUAUUGUUCUCACAAUUCUACUGCAAUGGAGCAGUCUGAUAUUGGAUUAAACCUGCAUUGUUUGGGGUGUUUUGCUUCGAAAGAAGAGAAGUCACUUUACUGCCUAAAUCUACAGAAUUCAGUUUUCAAAAUAGUUAUACAGGCUGAAUGUUUAUACCUUUGCUAUCUGUGCAAGCGGGCCUUGCAGAAAGCAGAGAUGUUCAUAAGAAAUGUACAAAAUAACAAUAUUCUACUUCAAAAUAUGCAAGGGAUGGAAAAUUCCACUCUACAGUCAGCUCGAACACAUACCGGUCCGUAUCAGCUAUCUUCAGUGAGACUCGACAUUAUUGAAGUAGGGUUUGAGCCAGAAGAGGAAAAGGAUCAGAAAAACGUCUAUGAUGAUGUAAAACUAGAGAUGAAGGAGGAUAGUGCACCAGAUCAUUAUCAAGAUGAUAAUAGCAGUCAAGAGUCAUUUGACAAGGAAAGUUCAUUACCCUUAAAUGUAUUAUUAAAAGAAGAAAAGGAGGUAGUAAAAACCCCCAAGGAAAGAAGCCCGAAGAAGACACCCAGGAAAUAUAAGAAGAGAAAGAAGAAGAAUGAUGAAGAAGAAGAUGAAUUAGCCAUAAUACCCUUCGAAAUAACCCGUGAGCAGUGUUUUGAGGAGCGCGCGCGCAUGGCGCUAGACCAACGAUACUUGGCUUCCACUUACAAGUGCACGGACUGCGUCAAAGGAUUCAAUUAUAAAGAUAGCUUUGAUAAACAUAUGGAGAAACAUAGUGAGAGUAAUGGAAAUUAUGAAUGCGACGUAUGCAAGCAGAGAAUGAGCACAGAAGAAAAAUUUGUCGGACAUAAGAAAUACCAUGAAAAGCGUUACCGCUGCCCCGUAUGCGGCAUGACCCGCGCUAGUCGAGUAUUGGUCAAGGACCACUAUUCUGCCUUCCACUCCUCCCACCAGACUAGGCACAACUGCCCACACUGCGAGAAAACUUUUACCCGUAAGCUAGCAUGGCGUAAGCACGUGUCUAGCGUGCACGGUCGCGCGAGGGAAACGUGCCAGUAUUGUAAGAAGACUUACGCUAACAAGGACGCUCUAAGAUCGCAUAUAAACCUUCGACACCCAAUAGAGGGCACCACUCGACCAAUAAUCAAGUCCCACAUUUGUCAAGACUGCGGCAAGGCGUUUAGAAGUCCUUCGUUACUCAAGAUUCACAGUGUCAAGCAUUCUAAUAACAAGGAUUAUUACUGUGUCGAGUGUGACAAGAGUUUCAAAACGUCCACGAUACUGAAACAUCACUUGAAGACUGCGUCAGUUCACGUCAACUACGUUGAUUUACCUUUGGCCUGUGAACACUGUGGGAAACGGUUUGCAAUCCGUCGGGACUUAGAGCAACAUAUCAACAGAGUACAUCUCAAUAUAAAACCCUUCCAGUGCGAUCGCUGUGAAAAGGCAUACGUGAAUGUGUGGUCUCUGAACGAGCACCGUCGGAUCGCCCACGAGGGGUUCAAGCGCCCGCUCAAGUUCCCAUGCUCCAUGUGUGAUAAAGUCUUCGAUAGCAACAACAUCCUCAAAGAUCACAUCCGCACCCACACGGGCGAGCGCCCCUUCCAGUGCAGCCGCUGCCCCGCGCAGUUCCGCCAGCCAGCACUCUGGGGACUCAUGUCAAACUUGUGCAUCUCAAGCUGACUAGAGACGGCAGGCCCAAGGCUUUGGCUGCCAAAUCUCAGUACUUCAGCCAAGAUAAUCAAACUACCACAAUAGAAUCGAGCCAAUAUACAGGAGACACAUCACAAGCUAACUAGGGAUGACCUAUUGACCACCCAGCAAAUACAAGCCACGUCAGAGCCGUCU
Messenger RNA from Leguminivora glycinivorella, 1910 nucleotides. RefSeq names its product oocyte zinc finger protein XlCOF6-like. Gene Ontology annotation, biological process: regulation of transcription by RNA polymerase II. Bases 78 to 1745 code for a protein of 555 amino acids. Gene Ontology annotation, cellular component: nucleus. The transcript has 13 exons. The record is from RefSeq and is a predicted model, not a curated record. NCBI's taxonomy places the organism in Eukaryota, Metazoa, Arthropoda, Insecta, Lepidoptera, Tortricidae. Gene Ontology annotation, molecular function: RNA polymerase II cis-regulatory region sequence-specific DNA binding; DNA-binding transcription factor activity.